Messenger RNA from Torulaspora delbrueckii, 1044 nucleotides. RefSeq names its product phosphatidylinositol transporter (gene PDR17). The record is from RefSeq and is a predicted model, not a curated record. The transcript has a single exon. Lineage: Eukaryota; Fungi; Ascomycota; Saccharomycetes; Saccharomycetales; Saccharomycetaceae. Bases 1 to 1044 code for a protein of 347 amino acids. Gene Ontology annotation, molecular function: phosphatidylinositol transfer activity.
AUGGGUCUGUUUGCAAAGAAGCAGAAGGAUAGUACGCCACCUAUUGAGAAGAAAGAUCUUAUCUACUGUGACAAGAUUUUCACCGAACCUCCAAAGAACUAUGGUAAGCCUAAACCGCUCAGCAAGAUUACUGAAGAACAAUUCGAGAAGUAUACUGCUGUUUUGACGCAUUUCCAAGAUAAGUCAUUACAGUUGCCGGUGAAUACUUCGACUCAUGAUGAGAAAAGACCUUUGAAUGCUGAAGAAAAGCGCUGGCUAACAAGAGAAUGUCUUUUGCGGUACUUAAGAGCUACUAAGUGGGAUGUAAAUAAAGCUAUCGAGGGCCUGACAGCGACUUUAACGUGGAGGAGAGAGGUGGGACUUUCUAGUGGAGGUGUGAAUGCCAAGCCUUUAACGCAGGAUGUGACCUCUGUGGAAAAUGAGACUGGGAAGCAGAUCGUUUUGGGGUUUGAUAUUAAUCGAAGGCCCUUAUUCUACUUGAAAAAUGGCCGUCAAAAUACAGAACCAUCUUUUAGACAGGUUCAACAUCUUAUAUUCAUGAUGGAGUCUGCUGUGACUAUAGCGCCUCAAGGUGUGGAGACUAUCACAGUGCUCAUCGAUUUUAAAAAUUACAAGGAACCAGGAAUCAUUUCAGAUAAAAUGCCUCCACUAUCUAUUUCCAAACUUUGCCUGAACGUUAUGCAAAACCACUAUCCCGAGAGAUUAGGUAAGUGUGUUCUGGUCAACAUACCUUGGUUUGCUUGGGCUUUCCUCAAGAUGAUGCAUCCAUUUUUAGAUCCGCGCACCAGGGAGAAGGCUAUAUUUGACGAGCCAUUCGAAAACCAUAUAGAGCCGUCGCAAUUAGAAGCAAUUUACAACGGUAAGCUUGAUUUCAAGUAUAAGCAUGAUGUUUACUGGCCCGAUUUCUGCAAUAAGGUCGAUGAGAUAAAGACUACAGAAUUUAACAGAUUCCUCAAGUUUGGUGGUGUCGUAGGCUUAAGUGAGUUCGAUCUGAAAGGAAAGCAUGAUGAUAUCACAUAUCCUGUAGACUUCAAAAACGUCUAG